This is a messenger RNA of Scylla paramamosain (green mud crab), 2029 nucleotides long. RefSeq lists its product as uncharacterized. Bases 349 to 1659 code for a protein of 436 amino acids. NCBI's taxonomy places the organism in Eukaryota, Metazoa, Arthropoda, Malacostraca, Decapoda, Portunidae. The transcript is spliced from 9 exons. The record is from RefSeq and is a predicted model, not a curated record.
GCUAACCAAGCUGACAACUGACUCCAGUCUUCCACCGCCACGCCUCGGCAGUCUCACUCGCUUCUCGCAGCUGGAGCCAUCCUCCCUCCUGCAGCCAAGCUUCGGUUACAUCGCCAACAAGUGGUGACAAGCUGUCCAGGCAUCGCCUUCACCCAAGCACCAGUCAGACAAGCAGUGGAGGAAUUACUUUGUGUGGGUGGAACAACUCAGAAGCAGAUGUAUUACCAACCACCAAAGUUGUACCAAAGUAGAGAGGCCGGCAUGAUGGGACAUUGAAGUUUGUGGACUAGAAAAACAUCUAUAGUUCUCUAAAAACUGUGAUGGUUGGCGUGGUGGUGGUGGGGUGAGAUGCGGCUGAUGCGGUCGGUGGUGGGCGGGUGUGUGUUUGUGGUGGCCAGUGUGGUGCUCCUCUCCACCCUCACCUCCACCCCGCCCACUGGCCCCGCCAUUCACUCCAUUGUCGCACACAACCUCAAGGAGGAGCUGGAGGGGAGUAUGACUUGUGACGAGGAGGACCUGGAGAGGCUUGGCUUUGUGGAUGGACCUCAGCUGUACCCCCAUCAUGCCUGGGACAACCUCUCCACUCCUGUGUUGGCCUCUGCUGUGUGGAGUGGACAGGUUUGGCAGGUGGAGGGCUUGGCAGGCCUGGCACAGCUGCUCUUACCAAACCUAACUCUGAUGGUUUACAGCCUGGACUUGCCCACAUAUGAAAUGCAGCAGCUAGAGGAGGUCUGCAACACCUCCUGUGUGGUGGUGCCCUUUGACUUCUCCCUCUACCCAUCACACGUGCGGGACCACCACCUCAGGGCAUACCGGCCCAUCAUCAUCCAGGAGCUGCUGGUGCGGGCCGGGGCGGUGUUCUGGCUGGACGCUGGAGUGCGGCUGGCUGGCAGUGAAGAGGGCGGCAUGGCAGGAGAAGAAGUGGAGAGGCUGGCUGAGGAGUGGAGCAGCCAGGCACUGAGGAGUGGAGGGGUGCUGGCCUGGCCCCUCACAGACCCUCCUCAACUGCCCUCAGCUGCCCUCACUCACCCCAACAUGUUCACUUUCUUUCACACCAAGAAGCACAACUAUGACUUCCAGCAGAUGGGCGAUGCAGGCACCCUGCUGCUGUACAACACUGAGGGCGUCCACCGGCACCUGAUGCGGCCCUGGGUGUCUUGUGCUCUCACACACAACUGUAUCAGUCCCAUUGGAGCUCAGGACACAGGCUGCAGGUACGACAAGAAGCCUCUUUUCCGCUACUCAGGUUGCCACCAUUAUGAUGCCUCAGCCUUCAACGUUGCACUGGGCGUGAUGUUCUCCUACGACACUCGGCCGUACCUUGCCUCAGCCUCCCCCUUUGUGCGUGUGAAAGCCAAGCCCCAGCCAGACUCAGACGCUCCCCUAGCUGGCCGAGGGGAAGAGGACGAGGCCACCAAUACAUCCUCCCUGCGUGAUACUCUUAGCAGGAGACCACUGGGAGUCGGAAGGAAGACAGACCGAACCCUCCGAGGCCUGGAGAUGAUGCACAGGACGACUCGAAGCAACAGCACAAGUAGGGCAGGUAGUAAGAGGCUAGGUGAGAGAGAGAGUGAGAGGGAGAGCCACAGCAAGCACAUAGUUGCCAUAAAUGCUACAAGGAGGAGAGUAAGUGAUGAGGGAAGUAGAAGGAUUUAUUGACCUCAGCCUCCUAAUGUUAAGAUGUCAUGUAUUGUCCCCUUUGUUGUUUUCCUCUAGGACCUGUGACUGCAUGUGUUGUUACUGUCACUGCUGUUGCUGCUGCUGUCAUUGCUGCUGUGGGGAGCAAACAUCGAAUUAGCUUAUCUGUGGCUGGGCUGAUAUUUCUACUCCCUCCUCCCCUUCUCAAGUCCAGUGCAGAGAGGAAGGGAGGCUUGAUGGGGGAAGGAAGAGAAGGGCUGAGGCUCUUAUGCAAAAUGUUGUGUGCCACAUGCUGAGACAGUCUAGCAAAGGAGUGUGUGUGUGUGUGUGUGUGUGUGUGUGUGUGUGUGUGUGUGUGUGUGUUUGUGUGUGUGCGUGUGUGUGUGUGUGU